AAAAUUAUUGGAGUUGUUCAAUUUCCGGUUAAAAUUACUAAUAGUGUAUAAUUAAAAGGUCAGAUUGUCGUUUUUUCACAAAUCGGAGGAAUCUGGAACUCCGGAAGAAACAAAGGAUAUUUCUUAUUUGCCAAAAUGUCCUGGUUCGGUAAUCUCAUUAAAAGGAUCGGCUCGAGUCCGGCCCCUAAUCAAGUGCUCGAGGUGAGCACGGCGAAAUACGACAACAGUCCCAUCAUCGUCAGAGAGGAGAACAUAGUUUUGUAUGCGAUCCCCAGGGAAAACAGCUACGAGAUCAUCAUGCAAAAACCUAUUUCUGAGUCGACAACGAAUUGUUACAGCUUGUACCGCACUGACGACAGGGCAGUAGCCGAACGACGCUUUUCAAACUUAAUGGGCAAGCUUUUGUUCUUAUGCAAGUGGUCUCUAAAUGAAAGGCGGAGUUCUUUUAUUUUAACGGAGUUCCUUACUUCCGAUACCGGCAGUAUAGAAUCCAUACAGAAAUAUUGCGACAUGAUUGAAGAACAACCGACCUGGAAUUUAUGCCAUUUAAUAGUUUAUUUUUCAAUAAAGGAGGCCUUGCCUCACCCGAUUAUCACAAGUUUGAUCAAUUCUUCAGACUCAAAAACAGGAUUUUCACCAUUGCAACUCGCUGUAAGGGAAGCGAACGUGGCGAUGAUCAAGCUUCUUUUGAACUGUGGAGCAUCAGUCGAGCAUUUGGACCAUGAGGGUAACUCCGUUUUCCACUACGCUGCCAUGGCGAAUAAAGAUAUAGUCAAUCUUCUCGCCGAGACGGGAAAUUCGCCCAGGGUGCUGAGCCUCCGAAACAUAUAUGGCUCGACGGCACUUCAUGUUGCUUGCCGUUCUGAUAAACCGGAUUGCGUUACGGCGCUCAUCUCGAAUGGCUUGGAUGUGAACAUUAGUGCGACUUCUUCAACUGUUUCGACUAGCUCGCCUUAUUACACCGCUGGUAUCAUAGGCGACUUCUCGAAAGAGUUCCCAAAUAAAUUAAAGACAGAGGAGAUGAAAAAUGGCGGCACUCCAAUCCACUGGUCGGCGUCAAAAGAAAUAAUUAUAACUUUACUCGAAAGAAACUGUGAUAUCAACGCACUCAAUUUUGCUAAUCAAACGGCCUUGCAUGUCAUGGUAAUGAGAAAUAGGUUAGACUGCGUUAUAGCGUUGUUAUCCCGAGAGGCCGAAAUAAAUUUGGUAGACGAUGAUGGGAACACUGCUCUUCAUAUGGCUGCAAAAGAGAAGAACAUCCCAAUAAUACAGGCCCUUUUGACCUUUGGCUGUGACUUUAAUUUAAUAAAUAACGCAGGGGAAACAGCGAGGCACAUAGCUGCAGUUGAAGGUAGUGAAGUCAGUUUGAAAAUUGUUUACAUUCUUCAUGCAGUUGGUGCGAAAAGGUGCAGUUCUAUUAUGAACUAUUGUACAUCGCACUGCAAAGCGGACAGUAUUGACAAUGGCAUUCCCCCACCUCCCGCAUCCGGUCCGACUCCUCGAGUAAUCUCAGAUAUCCUGAAAGCGGAAUCAUGCAAUUUGAAACCAGGGAGAGGGGCUCGAGUGCUUAGCCUCGACGGCGGUGGCAUAAGGGGUCUCGUACUCAUUGUCAUACUGCUUCACCUGGAAGAAGUCAUCGGAAGGCCAAUUGUCCACUGUUUUGACUGGAUUGCAGCAACAAGCACAGGUGGAAUCUUAGCGCUUGCUCUCGCAGCAGGUAAAACUUUAAAAGAAGCAUUGUGCAUUUAUUUUCGCAUGAAGGAUGACAUUUUUCAAGGAAGGAAACCUUAUAACAGUGAGCCUUUGGAAUCACUGCUUAAAGACGUUCUCGGCAAUGACACAACAAUGGCUGAUAUCAUGCAUCCCAAGUUGAUGAUUAUGGGCUGCUUAGCGGACAGGAAGCCGGUGGACCUUCAUAUAUUCAGAAACUAUGAGAAUGCGAGUGAAAUUCUCUCAGGUUGGGUGCAGGCGACGCCGACCUGCCCGACUUUCAAACCAAUGAUAUCUUUCAGGAACCAGCUGCUCUGGGAAGCUGCUCGAGCGUCAGGUGCGGCACCUUCUUACUUCAGGUGUCAUGACAGGUUUGUAGACGGAGGCCUAGUCGCAAACAACCCGACAUUAGAUGCUAUAACGGAAUUGCAUGAAUACAACACAGCACUUAAGGCUGUCGGAAGACACGACGAAGUUGUUGACAUCCGCGCCAUUGUAUCUGUCGGAACAGGUUCAAUUCCUUUAGUCAAGAAGCAAAGCAUGGAUAUACAUAGGCCGUCGGGCUUAAUGGACAUGACGAUGGUCAUAUCUAGCGUAUCGACAUUACACGAUGUCCUUGUCGACCAAGCAACGCAGACAGACGGGAGGGUCAUUGACCGCACAAGAGCCGUAUGCUCGAUGAUGAGCCUCCCUUAUUUUCGCUUCUCGCCACAGCUCUCAGAAGACAUCGCCAUGGACGAGAAGGAUGAUGUGAAACUCGUCAACAUGCUCUGGGAGACAAAGGCGUAUAUAUUGUCGCAGUCAGACUUUGUAAAUAAACUAGCGGAGAUAAUUAACAUCUGAA
This is a messenger RNA of Cimex lectularius (bed bug), 2554 nucleotides long. RefSeq names its product 85/88 kDa calcium-independent phospholipase A2 (gene iPLA2-VIA). The record is from RefSeq and is a predicted model, not a curated record. Gene Ontology annotation, biological process: lipid metabolic process; positive regulation of ceramide biosynthetic process. NCBI's taxonomy places the organism in Eukaryota, Metazoa, Arthropoda, Insecta, Hemiptera, Cimicidae. Gene Ontology annotation, molecular function: protein binding. The transcript has 13 exons. Gene Ontology annotation, cellular component: mitochondrion. Bases 136 to 2553 code for a protein of 805 amino acids.